UGUGCGCGAAAACUUUGGCCAGCUGACAGACAGCACGAGAAUAUAUUGUCAAACGUAUUCGCACGGUCCACGCCACAAACAAACCGUUCGCGGUGUUUUUCCAUUUUAUACGAUUCGGUUCCACAAUGAACUUGUCAUACUUCAUACAUUUCGCUUUGCACCUGGCCAGCGGCGUUUUCGCAUUGAACAAUUCUGAUGUAUUUUUCGAUAACAAUCCACAUAAAAAACAUUUGUUUGAUGAUCUCUUGAGCAAUUACAACCGGCUGAUUAGGCCUGUUCACAAUCAUUCGGAAAAUUUAACCGUUUGGGUCGGCUUGAAACUCACUCAACUAACGGAAAUGAAUCUCAAAAGUCAAGUAAUGACAACAAGCGUUUGGUUGAUACAAAAAUGGUUUGACUGCAAUCUGAAAUGGAACCCCGACGAUUACGGUGGACUGGAAGUGCUUUACGUGCCAUCAGAUCACAUUUGGUUACCGGAUAUCGUUAUGUUCAACAAUGCCGAUGGAAAUUACGAAGUGACUCUCAUGACCAAAGCGGUUCUCAAGUAUACCGGUGAAGUUCUGUGGACGCCGCCGGCCAUUUACAAGUCGUACUGCGAAAUCAACGUACUUUACUUCCCGUUUGACGAGCAAAACUGUUACAUGAUGUUUGGCUCUUGGACAUACAACGGCGUUCAGGUGGACCUCAGGCACAUCGACCAAACGCCCGGCAGCAACCGAGUAGACGUUGGAAUCGAUCUCAGUGAGUUUUACUUGUCCGUCGAAUGGGACGUACUUGAAGUUCCGGCCUACAGGAACGAAGAAUACUAUCCUUGUUGUACGGAACCGUACUCGGAUAUUACUUUCAACAUAAAGAUGAGGCGAAAAACGUUGUUCUACACUGUAAAUCUGAUUAUUCCAUGUGUCGGCCUGACUUUCAUGACGGUUUUGGUGUUCUACUUGCCGUCCGAUUCCGGUGAAAAGGUAACUCUUUGCAGUAAUAUUCUCGUGUCGCUAACCGUGUUUUUCUUGCUUUUGGCUGAGAUUAUCCCUCCGACGUCGCUGGCAGUGCCUCUACUCGGUAAAUAUCUGCUCUUCACUAUGGUGUUGGUGUCCAUGUCCAUAGGCAUGACCGUGGUGGUUUUGAACAUUCACUUCCGGUCGCCUUCGACGCACACACUUACCCCGUGGGUGAGAACCGUGUUCCUCCACAUUAUGCCACAAAUACUGAUGAUGCGCCGACCGCCUUAUUCGCUGAUGACCAACGACGGAUACCAGAGUUCACCGGGAUAUUUCAACGAGUUGGAUUACAGAGAUAGCAUUAGCGACAGCGGUGGCACUGAUCAGAAAUCACCUUCAUCGUUGACCCAGAGACAUUGGUCGUUCAAAAGGAUCCAAUCGGUCCAACCGCACGUUUAUCCGGAUAACGUCCUACCGAAAACUAUGUCGCCAGAUUUGCUCAAGGCUUUGCAAGGAGUCUGUUAUAUUGCUCAACAUAUUAAAGACGCAGACAAAGACAAAGAAGUCAUUGAAGAUUGGAAGUACGUUUCCAUGGUGUUCGACCGGUUCUUUCUGUGGGUGUUCACGCUGGCUUGUAUCGUGGGCACGUGUGCUAUUAUAUUCCAAGCGCCUUCUCUGUACGAUCAACGAGCACCCAUCGAUUUCCAACUGUCUUCCAUCCCCAGACGCAGAAGCAACCUGGCUCUUCCUCACGAAAUCGAUUUCUACGAACGCACCUACGGGUCUGGUUGAACGCUUUUAGUAUAUUAUAGUGAAUUGACUUGGCUGAAUUUUGUUUUGUUCUAAAACCUUGCGAGGGUAUAGUGUAUACGGAUAAUGGAAACAAAAAUUGCAUAAUUAUAAACUUGAGGGGCAACGACCGGACAUGUCUAUUUUGAUCACAAAUAAGUUUUGGUGAAACAAACAGUAAAAUUACUAUUACUUACAAAGAUAAUACAAAACGCGUUUUCCCACCAAUGGUAGUAAAUGAGAAAAAUCAUUUUAUUUUAAUCGUCCCGAACAAUUUAAAAAAUGGACAUGGCUGUUGCCUCCAAGUCUUCAAUUAAUGAACAGCAUACAACAAUUUGUACAUACCUGCUAAGCACUAGCAUGAUAUUAUGAAACUAAUUAUUAUUUCAAUAUAAAUUUUUAAAAAAUAAUACAUUGUAAAGAUCAGUAUACUGACAUUUCAUGCUGGACAUAAGUCAAAUAAGACAAAUUCCUAUGAAUCAUAUAUUACUUUAUUGAUUACAAGAUUAUAAUAUGCAAGACUAAUGCACAAAAUAUAAUUUAAUUAAAAAACAACCAACGGCAUCUGAAUAAUUUCUUCUCGCUUAAAAAAUAAAUAUAAUUAACAAACAUUAAUUUUUCAUCGUUAUAAAAAAACAAACGUUUUGUUGUACCUACUGUAAUUAGUAUAUAAAUAUCUAAUUGAGAGCUUUACUAUUUAUUUUUAGCGACAAUUGUUUAAUUUAAAAAUAUUAUGCUGGAUAAUUUGUUUGUGGUUCUUUUUCGAGUAUUAAAAUUCUGAGUACGUUUUCUCUUAUCAUCAUUCAUCAGUUCGCCUUUUGGUGUACGUUAUACUUUAAUAUUGCAUAUGGAUAAGUGCAUAAAUAGUUGUGUACGCAUCAAACUCUAUGAUGAAAAACUCACGUCUGAACACAAUAUUUGCGAAUAACGACGAUAAAAAAUACAUAAAAAGUCUAACCGAUUGCCUGGAAAUAACGCAUACUAUACCAGAUAAACCAGUUGUUACAUACAUAGGCGAGCGUAGGUAGAAUUGUUUUUUAUAAUCUGGCAAGUCUCUCCUGAUGACUUUACAACUGCAACAAUAAUAAUAAUAAUAAUAUAGUUGACCUAAAAACAAAACAACUUGUUCCAAAUGGUUUACUUGGAUGUUAAACAUACCCAUUUCGUCUCCUUUGCGCCAAACGUGUCGUUUGCAUAGUGUCGGUGUUUUAUUAAAUAUUUUCUAUUAAACUUAUCCAAAGGAAUCAAAUUCAAUAUACUUAACAUAGCAACGCAAUUAUUAUUACACAACACGUGCAUAUUAAUAAUCUUGAAAUUCAUUGUCGUUCUCAAAAUAAUAACAAUAAUAAUAACCGUUCUUACGGCCUCCGCUUAAGUGCACGAUUAUUAAAACGAACGCGGUAAUAAUUAUAAGAGUAAGCGUUCAAGGUCACGUGGUAGGUUGUACACAAUAUUAUAAUUUAUAGUAGUUUUUAGCACAAGCUUUUGAGGCGUUCUAUUAUACUUGCGUUUAAAUAUAAUCACGAUAAACCAAACGACAUUGAUCUGUAACAUUUUUUUUAUUUGAAAAAAGUAUACUUCUGUUACAGUUCAUAAAAAAAAAUGUUGUAAUAUUUUUCGUAGAGUUGGGACGCGUUUAAAAGUAAAGCGGUUAAGUGAAAUAUUAGAACAAGACCUUAGAAAUAAAAUUAAGUGUAAAGAGAAGCUAAAUGUAAUCAAAAGCGGGCGAAUUAUCAAGAAUUAUAUUGAUAUUUGAUUUCAACACCAAUUACAAAAAUAAAAAAGUAUUGAAUUGCAAACACACACCCCUCCUCUUCAGAAUCAAGAAAAUCGCUAAAAAUUGUCAUACUUAUAGUAUUAAAAUACGACACGCCAGAGUAUACUCUUAUAAUACUUUAUUUUUGUUUUUCAGUUAUUUUAUUUUUUAAAAGCCCGUUGUAUACGUUUUGUAUUGAGGAAACCAAAAAAAAAACCUUUUAAGAUAAUUGCUGUACGCCAGUGUACUGUCGAGUGUCGUUAAAGCGAUUUUUAUUCAUACUUAAUGUUUGUAUUAUUUAUUAUUAUUUUAAGAAAAAUAGUUGGAAAUAUUCCCGUAAUAUAUUAACAAUUUUUUUGAAAAAUGCAUAAUCUCAGGCCAACAUUUUUUUUUUAAUGUUAAAAACGGGUUUGACAGUAAUUGUCGAACACAUGUCUUUAGAAAUGUUGAUACGAUUACAUAGACAACAUAAUUUAUAUAAUGGACCUUGUGGCCAUAUGCUCUUUUGGUAAUUCGAUAUAAUAUAUGCCUACCCUUUUUUACUAUAUUAUAUUGUACUAUGUAAUAUUUAUGUUAGUGAUCAUUUGGCGAGUAGAUGUAUUCUGAUGAAAUAAAAAAUAUAAACUUAAUGACACGACAUAAAACGCAUGUGUGUGUUUUAAUUGGAGUUUUUUUAAUAAACGGUUGUGUUGAGCCGUGUACAACCGUUUAUUAAAAAAAAAAUGUCUACAAGAAAAUAACUCGUACGAAGUGUGCCAAUGCCGAACAAUUCGGCAACGGAUGUUCUUAACGUCAUAGAACAGAACUUAAAAAAAAAUUCAUAUUAUACUGUGUUGUUACAUUUGUACCAAAAUCCAAGCCCAACAAAAGCUACAACUUUUGCGUUACUUCCAUAACACGAGUUACUAUUUUUUUAUAAUUUUUAAGAAACUUAAUUAUCUAUAAUAAUUAUAUUAUAGAUCCUAUCAAGUUACUUGAUAACAUACGAGAACGAUAGAAGCCAAUAUUGGAAAUAGGUGAUAUUUUUGAUAAAAUUGAGUUAAGUAUAUAAUCUGUAUUAAAGAGUUUUGUAUGAAGACAUUUUAAUAUAAUCGGUUAUCACAAUCUACAAACUACACGAUAAUUAAACUAAUCAGUGGUUUUCCAAUAUCUCCAUACAAAUUGUCAUAUUAUUAUAACAUAUAAUAGGAGAUAAUGAAUAAUAAGACACCUAAUAUAAGAGAUUAUAAAAGAUGAACAUAAAAUUGUAUUAACAAAAAUGUAAAACAAAGAUUAAUAUAAAAGCUUUAAAGGUUCUUUUGGAAUCUUUUGUUAAUAAUAUUGUGUUUUUCACAUUUAAAUUUAGUUAAGAAAAAUAUCUUCUGUUAGGAUAUAUUUUGUAUGAGCACUAUUUGAAUAAUAUAUUAUUAAAUAAAAAAAAAUAAUACAUUAAUCGAAUAAAACAAAAAUUGUUUCUAUUCAUUUAAACGUUAUUAUAUUUGUUAUAAUUGUUGUUCAUUUUUUAAUUAAAUUUUACUCACAUCUGUCUGUGUGUAAUUUUAACAUAACGAUUAGUGGAAAUCAAGUAACACGUCUAACAUUGCAAUGAAGUGCAAACAAUACCUAAUAUACAGUCGAGGCCAACCAACUUCUAUUUUAUUUACUCGGAGCAUCUUAAAUAAUAGACAUUUUAAUUUUUAAAGUAGUUCUUUUUGGUUAAACACAAAUAACUAAGACCGCAUACAAUAAAGUAUUAAGUCGUUUUUAUUAAAUUGCAUAUUUUAUAUAUUACCUAAACGAACAGUUAGCAAAAUAUACACUGUAACUCUACCCAGAUAAAUAAUAAUUAUGUGCCUGUACAAUAAAGUAUGUUUGUGAUUUGUUUGAAAUACAACAUUGUUGACUUAAUAAACUUAGCUUUUCUCCUCUUGUGAUUUAAUAAAAACAAUAAAAAAAGUCAACAAUUUUUUUGUUAUUGCUGUUUGCAUAGUUCAAUUCCUGCGCCACGGUUUUUACAGUAUAGAUUAUAAUAUAUUAUAAUUUGUUGUUUUUUUUUAUUAUUCUAAGCUAUUAUUGUCGUAACGAGACAAAAAGAAAAAACAGUCACGAGAAAAAAAUUACGUUUGUACGUUAUCCAGUUGUUAAUAAUAAUAAAUUUAACAAUGUGAGGAACGUUUUUCCCGUUAUUGUUUAACGUUUAACUACUUUUACAUACACAACAUAAUUGAGAUUGUGAGCUUACCCGGGCUGUAUCUACUGUACAAAUAAUUAUAUACCGCAAUUCCUAUUUCUACUUGUAUACUAAUAUUUUUUGUAUAAGCGACUAAAGUUUAAGAUAUUUUUUUUUUACGGUUGAAUGGGGAAAAAUAUAAACAAACAACCCUUUACCUAAUAUAAUAUACUAUUGUGUAUUAAGAAUAUUAUGUUGUUUACUUGUUUUAUUUGAAAAAUAAAUUUAAUAUGUGCCAUAAUCUAUACAUUAUUAGAUAAAUUAAUAGUUAUUAU
Molecule: messenger RNA, 5967 nt
Organism: Adelges cooleyi (spruce gall adelgid)
Lineage: Eukaryota; Metazoa; Arthropoda; Insecta; Hemiptera; Adelgidae
Product: acetylcholine receptor subunit beta-like 2
Exons: 11
Coding region: 126-1730 (534 amino acids)
Biological process (GO): chemical synaptic transmission; signal transduction; nervous system process
Cellular component (GO): synapse; postsynaptic membrane; neuron projection
Molecular function (GO): acetylcholine-gated monoatomic cation-selective channel activity; transmembrane signaling receptor activity
Source: RefSeq, a predicted model, not a curated record